Messenger RNA from Parastagonospora nodorum SN15, 2808 nucleotides. RefSeq lists its product as hypothetical. NCBI's taxonomy places the organism in Eukaryota, Fungi, Ascomycota, Dothideomycetes, Pleosporales, Phaeosphaeriaceae. The transcript is spliced from 2 exons. The coding region runs from base 1 to 2808 and encodes 935 amino acids. The record is from RefSeq and is a predicted model, not a curated record.
AUGUUGGGCAGCGUCCUCCUACCGUCUCAGCCGCCCGUCGGUGGUCUGCGUAGGGCCACUACUCAUACUCAUACCCAAUCCAGCGGCAUCGCGCCGCCGCUCCCCCCUCGUCGCAAUUCCCUGUCCACGGCCCCCGCUGCCCAGACUCAAAAACUCCAGCUGCGAGUGUCGACCCUCCCCAACGACAGCAAGCCCGCCGUCAUGGAGUCGAGAUACAAGCGCUCGUCGUCCCCGCGGCGACAUGCCAACCCGGCGAGGUCGUCGACGGGCACCUUUGCGGACCCGUACUACGACUACUCGUCCUCGUCCUCGUACGUCCGCCCCAGCUCGCCACGCUCCAGCGCCGACCGCAUUGGAGGCGCCCACCACCACUCGACCUACUACACCCCCACCACCUCCAUCACCACCGGCUCGAGAGCCACGCCCUCGACCACCUACGGCCGGCCGCGGCGGAACACAAACGACAACAUGAUCAGGCCGACAGCGAGCACCACCUCGAUGCCACUCCGCACGCCCUACUCCCCGCACAGCAGCUUCGACCGCCCCUCGAGCCCAUUGACCCGCUCGCAUGACAAGCGAGCCGAGACGACGUACAUUACGCAGCCCGCGCGGACCUCGCACAAGAAAAUCUACAGCGUAGACGACACCAGCCGCUCGACGCAGCUCGUGGCUGAGAGGGACACGAUUGAGUCCUCGCGCCACAGCAAGCGGGACAGCAUGGACCGGGGCUAUGGCGUCACAAGCGGUGGUCGCACCUACCACACCACCACCAAACAGCCUCCUGCACGGCUGACGGAUCUGGGCGACGAGGGGUACUCGUACACGGACCCCGCCAGCAUGUACCGCGACACUGAGCCAGCGUGGCGGCGACCACGCGCGGGCAGCAUGGAACGCACCUCUCGCCCGACUAGCAUGAUCAUCGACCGUCCGGCCCGCACCUCAACGAGAGAGUUGGGCCCGCCUCCGUCUGUCCGUGGUUUCGAUAAGAUUAACAACAGCAUCCCCAGACCCCACGCCCGCUCCUCUUCCAUCGAUCGAUCUCGCGAGAUUCCCAAGUACGAGCCCUACCCCGACGCCGCGCCGUCUCGCUCAUCCUCUACCCGCCACCAUGCUCCAGCCAUCCACCAAGAGCCGGCACGUGACGUUCGCCGUGAUCCCUACCACGAAACAUACGACCGUCGAGACGUUGAGAACAGGAGACACACGACAGACCACUUGCCCGAUCCCCAGGUCGCAACGCGUGGGUUCGGCAUUGCUCCUGUUGUCGCCCCCGUGCUCGCCCAUGACUACCACGUACCAACCCAUCAGCCUGCCUAUCCGCAGGAGCCUGUCCAUACAAGGGCAGACAACUACGACGCUCCUUACCACUCCUCGCACCGUGCCAGCACCCACAUGCCAGACCCUCGAAUCCCUGUGGUCGAUACGCGAGUACCUGAUCCUCGAGCAUCGGAACCCCGAGUGGCUCGCCCACGAGAGGCCGCCCCACCAGCCACCUACGACAACUACGAGAAGCGACCUCGUGAGCGUGAGCGUGAGAGCGGCUCAGGCUUUGGGUCUGCGGUCGCCGGUGCUGCUACGGGUGUGGCAGCUACCCUGGGUGCUGCAAACUACAUGAAGAACAGAGACAAGGACCGCGAAGAACGCAGCUCUUCUGAAGAGCGUGAACGGGAGCUGGAACGUGAGCGUCGCAGAGCCCAUGACGAGCGUGAUAGCCGUGACAAGGUCGACGAGCGUCGUGAACGCAGGUCCGAUGAGCGCGAGAGGGAGCGUGAGAGGAGGCCCGAAGAACGCCGUGAAGUUCCGGCGAUCCCACCUGCCUACCCUCCACGACCAGAUGCCGAACCGAAGCCCCGAGAGCUUCGCUAUGAGGACGAACAGCGCGAGAAGCCUUCUCGCAAGAAUGGGUCGUCCGAAGGCAGUGGUGACGAACGUCCCCGCCACUACGUCGACCGAGAUGCAGAGCGCCGCAGAGAAGCAGCACCCAAGGAGGCUGCGAUUGAUCCCGAUGAGGACUACCGCCGUCGUGUGCAGCAAGAGGCGGAGCGGAGCAGCCGCUCCACGCGUGAUCGCGAUGAAGAGACUGACCGUGAGCGACGGCGACGCAAGGAUGGCCGAGACAGCUCCCGUAGCCCCGAGGAGCGCUCGCGUGCAUCUCCACCUACUCGGGACGGCCCUAGUUCCCGACCUGACGAGCGCUCCGGCAGCAUCUACGAUGCGAACAUGGUGCAAGAGCCAGAGUCUUUCGACAAAUUACAGGCCGACCAGCCCAACAAGAGCGUCACCAUUGUCACGCCUCCCAAAGACCCCCAGCCCGCUGUCAAAGGCAUUCUCCGCAAACCCACUGAGAAGUUUCCCGAGGAGCCUGAGCCUAUUCGUGAGGGUGUUGCGCCACACAAGGAUGCUCUCAAGGGCAAGGACAUUCCCAUUGGUGCUCGAUGGACGAGAAUCGACCGCCGUCUCGUAAACCCACAAGCACUCGAGGAGGCUAAGGAGCGCUUCGAGGAGCGCAUGGAUUGCGUCAUUGUUCUACGUGUUCUCACCAAGGCUGAGAUUCAGAAGCUCGCCGAUCGCACCAAGAAGAUCCGUGAGCGUCGAGAGGAUGAAUACGACGAGCAUGACAAAGACGACCGCGACAAGCGAGGCUACCAUAGCUCCCGUGACGAUAGGGACGAUGAUGACCGUGACCGAGGCCAGGGCCGAGAGCGCCGCAGCAGACGCUACGAAGAUGAGGAAAGCGAAUACAGCGACCUCGACCGCGAACGAGAGCGCGAGAGGGAGCGCCCAAAGAUGCUGGAACCUGCAAGGUAG